Sus scrofa (pig) is the source of this 5952-nucleotide messenger RNA. RefSeq names its product ubiquitin conjugating enzyme E2 U (gene UBE2U). The record is from RefSeq and is a predicted model, not a curated record. Lineage: Eukaryota; Metazoa; Chordata; Mammalia; Artiodactyla; Suidae.
GAGUCUAAAGAUGGAGAAUUACAGAACCAGCCUAAUUUAAAGUCCUGGAGUGGAAGGUGAGAGAAUGAUCAUUAUAUCAUCAGUAAUGUAUGCACAGCAUUUCGGUCACUUUAGUCCCCUUAAAGGUAGUCAAGCUUCAGUGCAUCCAAAAUUCAGCACCAGGGAGUUCCCUGGUGGCCUAGGAGUUAAGGAUUCAGCUUUGUCACUGCUGUGGCAUGGGGCCAAUCCCUGACCGGGAAACUUCCGCAUGCCAUGGGUGUGGCCAAAAAAAGAAUUCAGCACUAAAAACAUUUGCAUGAACCACUUGACAGUUGAUUACAUUUUUUUGUAGUUCACUUGGAUAGAAAAGUAACAGCAUGUAUGUAGGCUUUGCCAAGAAUAUACUCCUGGUCUAGUUCACUCAAGCCUACAUUCUUGGAGAGUAACCAAAACUUUUUCUUUCAUAUGGAGCUCAAAAGAGUUGGUCUCUUUGUGUACCUUUUUUUUUUUUAAUUCCUUGCAUUGAUGAUUAACACAACUAAAAUAACUCUCCUGUGUUUUGCAGCUUGAGGUCAAGGAUAGGCUGGUCUUUCAUGGGAGGAGGGAAGGCCCAGCUCCCCAAAGGCAUCAAGCAGAAGCAGCUGCAGAGGCUCCCCGCCUCCCCUGAGCUUCCUGUGACAACCUGACCCAGUUGGCCGGAUGUGGUCACCUGUGGCUUGUUCCCCUGUGUUCCCUUGCCAGCUGCAGUCUCUCAGCCCCGGCUGGCUGGCCUGGAGUGCUCCUCAGCUCAGGCUGUGCUCCCCAGGGCCUUUAGAGAGCCAAAAGCUCUAGGGAGGACAGUAGGAGGGGUGUCCAUACUCUUCUUAAUUUAUAGAGCUUUUCUUUUUUCAAUCAAAAGUUCAAAUUGCUAAGGAGGAAAUGCUAUAUUAGAGAAGCAGAAGGGGUGGGGGAGCACACACAUAAGAGGAAAAUUUCUGCAGCCAAAAUAUGCCUGCACCUGAAGGUUGUUAUCAUAAAUGCCAAGAGUAUUAGGACGCUGUUAACGCAGAGGAAGGAGAGCCUUUCAAACCAUCAAAGCCUUCAAGGUCAAUGGCAUCCUCUGGGAAAUCAGGCUGGGGAAGGCUAAAAACAGACAUACAGGGAGACGGUCUGCCGACAAAUUUAUGCCUGGUCGAAUCCUAGGCACCUACGAAUUGCUAAUUCACAGGAAGACCCUGAUAAUUGCUGACCAGGCCUGACAUGCUGCUGGACCCAAGUGACCAGUUAACUAGGUUUGGAAAGGUGACCCAAAAUCUCAGACAUCUGCCUCAGAGUGAACUCUGGGAGUGCGAGGACCAGUGCCAGAUCCUCUGUUGCCUUAUCAUGUACAGCAGAGCUUACAUAUUGCUGCAAAGAGACUUCCAAGAGUUGAAGAGGAACAAUUAUAAGGGUAUUAAUGCCUUUCCUAUCAGUGAAGAUUUGUUGGAAUGGGAAGUUGAUAUUAAAGGUCUGCAGAAUACAAUUUGGCAAGGAUCAUUCUUCCAACUGACAAUAAGUUUUACAUCAGAGUACAAUUUUGUCCCUCCAGUUGUGCGAUUUAGAACGAUUCCUUUUCAUCCAAAUGUAGACCCAUACACUGGCCGGCCUUGUAUAGAUUUUUUGGACAACCCUCGUAAGUGGAAUAGAAACUAUACAUUGAGCAGCAUCUUACUUACCCUCCAGGUUAUGCUUUCUAAUCCAGUGUUAGAAAAUCCGGUGAAUUUGGAAGCAGCCCAAAUAUUGAUGAAAGAUGAAACUCUGUACAGAUUAAUAAUUCUAAGACUUUCCCGCCAGGCAUUAAAAUUGAACAAUGACAGUUCUGAGUCACAUAAAGAGCCAGAUAAACUUAUCAGAUCAAUUAAAUCAGUCUCAUUUAAUGAUUACUUCAAGACAUGGUCUGAAAUAGCCACAUCAAAAGCCACAGAAUGUUACAGAACUCCAUUGCUUGACGAUCCAGAUUUCAUUGGAGAGUAUUAUAAGUGGAAGAAAAAUGAGAUAAGACAUCCCAAAGAAUGGCAUUUAAACAUCAGAAGAAACCCACUGGAUUUCUUCUAAACCUAAGAACAUGAAGAAGUGUCAUCUUUCCCUUUUCAUAUGAACCCAGGUGGGACACAUCUGCUACCUAUUGGCUGCCAAAAAUGGAGAGAGGGCGUGAGCCACGGUGAAGGACUCUCAUAAUACCUCCCCUAUUAUCCUCUGAUUUCCGCCCCCAUUAUCCUUAUCAAAAUAAAACUGAGAAAUGGGCCCGGGGGGGGGGGUCAAACCUCUUUAUAUAUCACCAGUUACCGUUUCAUCCUCUCUUGGUUCCAGAUAUUGUUUCCUCUUUCACAGAUUUCUCACUCAGGAACCAAAUAUAUUGAAUGCGGAAGUAUGCAAUGAAAUAUAAAGAUAAAUUAUUACGAUACCCUUAGAAAUCGUUUAGUCUCAGACCAUAUGAAGGAAGGCACUUUCCUCUCGUCUGUGGUCUCUUGGCUCCUGAAGGCAAUUUUUGGGCUGCGUCAUGUUACAAUGGAGAUUCCAUCUCACCUUUGUGGUACUGACUGUGUUGUGAUCAUUGGGUCCUGGUGCGCUUAUUUCAGAGGAUUCAGUGAAUGAGCUUCCGCAAAGCUAGAGCAGUUAAAGUUCCUAUUUUUUGUAUUUACCUCCUUUGACUUCUUUUUUAGUUCCUUGACUUGUUAGCAGUGUGACCCCCUUUCUAGAGGAAAAUACAGGAUUAAUGUAAUCUGCCAUAUUUUGAAUUUGUGUAAAAAUUAAUGCUCUUGAAAUCGACUUUCCUAGCCUUUAACACUGCAGUUCAGAUUAGAUUUCUUUCUUUUUCUUUCUUUUUUUUUUUUUUUUUGUCUUUUUGCCUUUUCUUGAGCCGCUCCUGCAGCAUAUGGAGGUUCUCAGGCUAGGGGUCCAAUCGGAGCUGUAGCUGCCAGCCUAUGCCAGAGCCACAGCAACACGGGAUCCAAGCUACAUCUGCGACCCACACCACAGCUCACAGCAACGCCAGAUCCUUAACCCACUGAGUGAGGCCAGGGACCAAACCCGCAACCUCAUGGUUCCUAGUCGGAUUCGUUAACCACUGCGCCACGACAGGAACUUCCAGAUUGGGUUUUUCAGUUAGAUAUUCUUUCUUUAGUUGAUUGCUACAACUUUCCUUCAAGCCCACGUGGAGAAAAAGCUUAUGCAUUAGCAACUUUGCUGUUUUCAGAAUAAAUUAUACGCAGUAGUCAAGUUUUUAUUCAGCAGAAUUAGAAGGAGUAAGAGCAAGGUUUUUUCUUGAAGACAUGUUUCAGGUUUUGUUUAGAGUUAAGGAAACCUCCUUAGAAUAAAGGUUAAUUUUGCUUUGACGUGACUUCCUUUUUUGAUUUCUCUUAACAGAACGACUUUAUUUGUUUGAUUAUUGAUUCAUUUUGUAAGGCCAGCAUCCUACAGAACCCAAAGAUGUAGAAAAAGUAGGGACCAUGUCAUUUUCAACUUCUCCACCCACUUCUCCAUAUGGCUGAAAUAAUUGUGAGCUGUGUGAGUCCUAGAACAUUUUCCCAAGUACCUUAUUUUGAAGUUAUGGGUCCAAUUAUCAUGUGCAUGGUGACCCCGUCAGAAUAAAACCCUCACACCUUAUGCCAUCUGGUGGUUGACGAGAAUAUAUUUAGAUCAGAUGAUAUAAAACAUUGAUUUAAGCAUUAUUGAAAUAAAGUGUAAAAAAGAUAUUACCUUUACCUACCUCAUUUUGUUACAGCAUAAAUAUUUGAGCAUGCAAAAGCAAAGUAUAGUAGAAUCAACUUCUUUUCAAAUAGUUAUUAAUGGCCUCAUGUUCAUCGAUAUACAUGAAGCAUAAUAAAGGGGUCAGUUCAUAGACACUCAAGUAGAAAAUGUUGGAGUCUAUGCCAGUGAGUAAUUGAUCUGUGUGUCCCUGCGCUAGAAUACCCUUUGCAUCUCUCUGGUUUUAAUAUUUGGAAAUGCUUCCCUUGCCCUGAAGUUUCCCACGAAAAACAAACAAACAAACAAAACCCCAGAAAAUGCAAAUCAAGAGUCUUUCAUCUGCAGCAAGUUAAGGAAAAAGUGACACAGCUCUCCUGCCUCACGCCCUCCCUCCCACUGUCCCCCCCACCCCCUCAUCAAUCAAGACCCAAUUCUUAAGCCACACUAAAUUCUAUUUCCCCCCCCACUAUUGUUUGGGACAUAAGACCUUUUCACCACUUUGUGCCUUUUGCCUGGGCUAUCUUUCCCAGCAGGGUCUUUGUUGGUGGUCUCAAGUUAGGAUUCGGUCUCAGUUGAAAGGUGGCAUUGGGCGGGGUGGGGGGGGGUCGCGGGUUGAAGCACAGGGAUGUGAGGAGCCAGACUCUUUGGAUCUGAAUCCUGGCUCUGCUGGUUUCCAACUCUGGACCUCCAGAGUGUUAUCUGACUGCUUGGUCUCUCGGUUUCCUUAUCUGUUAAAUGGCCCUAAUAACUCUACUGACCUCCCAAGGAGAUCGUGAGGAUUACACAUGCUGACACAUACACGGAAAAUGCCUCAACCAGUACGUAUCUGGUAGUAGGAAGUCCUCAGGGUUCCUAUUAUUCGUGCUUUUCCUCCUGGGGCCCUCAUUCAGUUCUCCUGUGGAAAGUCUUUCUUUGGAGGCAGCAGGGGGAAAGGGAGUGUGGGCUUGAGCGUCUGAUCUUGAGAGAUUCUGAUCCACUCUGCCCUUGCUUCCUCAUCUGUUCAAUGGAGGGAUUUCCUACCUUGCAAAGUUGUUUUGCAUAUGAUCUCUUGAAUGAUCUUAGAUAUAAAACCCACAUAGUGUUGGCAUGUGGAUAGUCAAUAAAUACUAGUUCCUGAGGAGAGAGGGGCAGAAAAAAGCCUGUGUCCCCUAACUUUUCAGAAAAUGAAAAUAGUCAGAAACAGGUUAAAAAAGGUAAGAUUGUCUCAGUCUAGAAACCUGAAAAUAAUACCUGUCCCAACCACGUUUAUCUUAGCCACACUAUGCCCAUGGUUCUUUUCCCUUCUCUCAUCUCUUGAGCCUGGCAAAGCGCAUCACAAAGAUGGCAUGGAGGUCCAGCUCAAAUGUGUGUUUUAUGGAAUGGUCCCUGAUUCGGGCUCCCACGUCCCCCCAUCCCAUCCUUCCUAUCCCUCUCUUCCUGUCUCUCUCAGCACCUGCAGUUCAGAAAUUCAUCUGCCAAGAGUGACUAAGGCAGGACAUUCUUGUAGCUUUAGAAUCACUGCAUUCAGCCGGGUCCCCGGCAACUAGUAGACACUCAGUUAGUGUUUGUUGCAUCCUCACCCGUUUCCCCACUUAAUCACAGGAUUACAUGUGAAGGCAAUUAAUUCUAAGAGAAGUAAAAUGUAAGUGCUGACUUCUUUUAAGGCCCAUUCUAAUGCAGAGAUAGAUUAUGGUCCUAUUUUGGGUAUUCUAAGCGUAUCGUCAGAGAACAGUGAUUGAAAACUGGAAUUAGAAAUGGCCCUCAUGAAUAUAUUAUGCAAAUUCUUAAGUUUUACACAUGUUUUUAGUUAGUAUUAAUAGGAAUUCAUUGUCAUUAUAAGCAGCUCAUAAAUAUUCAUGACCUGAUUGGCCUUCAUUUCUAAAGCCUUUUUUUUUUUUUUUUCCUUCCAAGUCCCUUGCCAGUCUUUUGGCUAGUCCUACAAAUGGUUUCUUUCUACCAAAACAUGGGAAAGAAUAUGAAUCUAGCAUCUAAGCAGUAGUUCAUAUUUACAGUUCUAUGGAGAAAGUGAAAGUUGCAAAAUAAAGCAGGGCAAGCUGUUCCUCUGACUAUUCUUACUUUAGUGCAUGUAACACUGCUUUUCCUAUUCUAGAUCUAGUGACUCCUUAUGUGACCACGGAAAGAACUAUUCCAGUCAUCUAAGCUUUGUCAGCCAGCAAGUUCUCUAAAUAAAAGUUAUCAAUUCUGGAGUUCCCGUCAUGGCUCGGUGGUUAACGAAUCCGACUAGGAACCAUGAGCUUGGGGGUUCGAUCCCUGGCCUUGCUCAGUGGG